Molecule: messenger RNA, 1050 nt
Organism: Trichomonas vaginalis G3
Lineage: Eukaryota; Parabasalia; Trichomonadida; Trichomonadidae
Product: ribonuclease inhibitor domain-containing protein
Exons: 1
Coding region: 1-1050 (349 amino acids)
Source: RefSeq, a predicted model, not a curated record
AUGUGUUAUCAAAUUGGAAGCAAUUUGAAAUGGACUUAUUCAAUUUCCAAGUCAAAUUUUGCUGAAAAUUUGAACGCCUGCCAACCAUUUUUUUUAGAGUCGUCAGGUACAUUAGUAGUCGAUUCUGGGGUGAAUUAUUAUGUUUAUCCAGAUCUUUCUUGUGCAGAAAUUGGUAUUGGUGAUAAUGCUCAAAGCGCUGUUUAUGAUAAAAACUCACCUCCAAAAACAUUAAACUUAAAAACAAGUAUUGAGUUUAAUGGUGUUUCCUAUCCUGUCAAAACAGUUAAAGGUCAUGCCUUUUACAAACUUAAAGGUGUCACUUCUCUCACUUUACCACAAAAUUUAGAAAUUAUUGAAUCAUUUGGUUUUGACAUGAUGGAUAUGACUAUCGAAACAGUAGUAUUACCAACUUCUCUAAAAUAUAUUGGCAUGCAUGCAUUUGCUACUAGUUUAAUCUCAAAUUUUGUCAUAGGUAGUAAUGUUGAAACAAUAAUACACGGUGCAUUUUGCAACAAUCCAGUAAAGAAGAUUAUUGUUUCUGAUGACAACAAUUUUUUCGUUCAUGAUAAACAAUAUUCCUUAUAUAACAAAGAGAAAACUAUUUUAAUUGCAGUAACAUCAUUCGUGAAAGAUUUCGUUGUUCCUAAUACAGUUAAAAUGAUUUGGCUAAAAGCCUUUGAAUUAAAUACUUUGAAUUCAAUUGUGAUUCCGAAAAACGUCACAUUUGAAAACGAUGUUAUAUUUUCUUAUUGUUAUGAAUUAAAAACUAUUACUUUUUAUGGAAAUAUAUCUCAAAUAUCAUCUGGGAGUUUUAUCCGAUUGUGCCCUAAUCUUCAAACAAUAUAUUACUUCGGUAACUCUCAGAUACCUAAUCGAAUUAUUCAGAAUCCAAACGCUGUUUUGAAAAUUGUUGUUUCGGAUUCGUCAAUUGAAUACUUUUCGAAUAUUAAGACAACUAUGUUCCAUGAGUACAAGAAAAAGGAAAUCACAUGUAAGAGCAUUUAUUAUAAUUUUAAUUUACUCUCUAUCUCUGUUUGUAUAAUAAUGUAA